Messenger RNA from Patella vulgata (common limpet), 6504 nucleotides. RefSeq names its product zinc finger protein 345. The transcript is spliced from 2 exons. NCBI's taxonomy places the organism in Eukaryota, Metazoa, Mollusca, Gastropoda, Patellidae. Gene Ontology annotation, cellular component: nucleus. The record is from RefSeq and is a predicted model, not a curated record. The coding region runs from base 97 to 2352 and encodes 751 amino acids.
UGGCCGCUAGCCUCGCCCAGUUUUGAUGAGAUAAUAAAACAAUUGAUUGAUUUUUUGACAUAAUUAUCAAGAAAUUCGUCAAAAUAUCCCCAAAUAAUGGAAAGUAUGAAAAGGAAGAAUAAUAUCAUUAACAUGCCAGUUCUUCAUCGGUGUACAGAAUGUGAUGAGAUUUUUCCACAGUAUGAUCUAUUAGAGAGACAUCGUAAAAUACAUAGUGGUAAUAGAAUGAUUAACAUGCCACUUCUUCAUCGGUGUACAGAAUGUGAUGAGAUUUUUCCACAGUAUGAUCUAUUAGAGAAACAUCGUAAAAUACAUGGUGGUAAUAAGAUGAUUAAUAUGCCACUUCUUCAUCGGUGUACAGAAUGUGAUGAGAUUUUUCCACAGUAUGAUCUGUUAGAGAGACAUCGUAAAAUACAUGGUGGUAAUAAGAUGAUUAAUAUGCCCCUCCUUCAUCGGUGUACCGUAUGUGAUGAGAUUUUUCCACAGUACGAUCUAUUAGAGAGACAUCGUAAAAUACAUAGUGUUAAUAAGGUCACCAAUAAGCUGAUAAAAGAAGAGGGAAAGGAUGAUUAUGACGUGGAUAAAAAUUGUCAGAUAUAUUUUGAAGACAACAAAACUCGUGAGGAAGACAAGACGGAUGGUUUGAGUCAUUCGAAGUUCCCUAAUCAGACAUAUAAAUCAGAUUUUGCCAAAAAAUGUCAAGAACGUGGUAUUGAAGACAGAAUAGCACAGAAUCCAAACGAAACAUUUGACUGUAAUGUUUGUGAUCAAGAAUUCAGGUCUUCAAUGGACCUGGAGGCACAUUUUAAAGAGCAUGCUUCCCAACAAAGAUCAGAAGAUUUGUUGGAUGCAGAGUCGGAGAAACGCAAAAAAGAAAUUGCAUCAUUGGAUGAAUAUUGUAAAAUGCAUUUUAAAAUGGGGGGAAAAUUACAGAAGUAUCGAAAAUGUUUGGAUGUGGAGAGUGUCCCAGAAAUUAAAGCAGGAACGUCGGAGAGUACGGCAAGUACUUCACAACAUAAACCACAAAGCCCAAAAAGUUUUAACAUUAAAGAUUAUCCAAGUCAGAUCCCGAUCCAUCUUUUGGAUAUAAAUGGGUUAUCAUUGGAAAAUUACACAGGGAAGGAGACCCAGUAUACUUGCGAUGUCUGUGACCAAGUAUUUCAAUAUAAAAAGGAUUUCAGAAAGCAUUUAAAAAUUCACAAUAUUGGAAAACCUUUUAAAUGUGAGGUUUGUAAUAAAUCAUUCAGUGCUAAGUGUGAGGUGAUGCGACAUUUCAAAUAUCAUAUAGGAGAGAAAGCAUAUAAAUGUGAUGUUUGUGAGAAAGCAUUUGAUACAGGGUUUAAGUUAAAAUUACACACUAGAACCCAUACUGGAGAAAAACCAUAUAAAUGUGGGGUAUGUAGCAAAUCAUUUAUUUCAAAUGGCGAGCUUAACAGACAUUUCCGAACACAUACUGGCGAGAAACCAUACAAGUGUGACAUUUGCAGUAAGUGUUUCAUCGAUAACAGUGGUUUGACGAAACACAUAAAGAAGCACAUGGAAGGAGAAAAUAAAAGUGAAAGUAGCAAGGUAAUCCGCGAGAAAAGAUUUUUCUGUGAAAUUUGCGAUCGAUCGUUUGUGUUUAAGAGCCAGUUGAUUAAUCAUGUUCGAAGUCACACUGGAGAGAAACCUUUUAAAUGCGAGGUUUGCAGUAAAUUUUUUCCUGUCAGUUGCUCUUUAAGUAAACACAUGAAAACCCAUACUGGUGAAAAACCGUUUAAAUGUGAGCUCUGCCCGAAGUCAUUUAGAUAUAGCACAGAUCUGAACCGCCACAUGAGAAUUCACACUGGUUUAAAGCCGUUCAUUUGCGAAAUCUGUAACAAAACAUUCAUGGACAAGAGUGCUCUUAACAAACAUUUCCGGUCUCACACCAGAGAGAAAUCGUACAAAUGUGAUGUUUGUAGUAAAUCCUUUUAUAAUUUGAAUGUUUUAAAUCGGCAUUUACGAACCCACGUCAAAAAACUAUACAAAUGCGAAAUUUGCAGCGAUUUAUUUUUGACGAAUAACGACCUGUCAAAACACAUCAGAUUUCAUACCGGAAACAACCCGUUUCUGUGUGAAAUUUGUCAUAAGGCCUUUGCGGUCAAAAGUGCGCUAAAGAAGCACAUUAUAACUCACACUGAAGACAAAAAUUAUGCGUGUAACAUCUGUAAUAAGUCGUUUUUUAAUAUCUCAGAUUUAACACGGCACACAAGAAUUCACACUGGGGAGAAACCAUUUAAAUGUGAUGUUUGUAGCAAAGCAUUUAAUGACAGUAGCUCCUUUAAGAAACAUGUCCGAAUUCAUACUAAAGAAGAUAAUUCUGCAUCUUAAAAGUUUAUAGGACAUGAAAUGUAUACGUACAUGUCUAUCCAAAGAUUUGUUUGGUUCCUUCUCGUCCCUAUGGUAUCAUGGAGGUCACCGUUGACCUUCGCUGUUUCAGGAAUUUUUCCGCCCUCUGCUUAUACUUUUAGUUAGGGGUUAAUUUGUUGCAGUCUUGGAAUUAGUAUACAAAGAUGUUAACUACACGUACAUUAGCUACUUUUUGACAUUUUAAUAAUAAUCUGCACUCCAAUCAGUUACUGUGUUACUGUACUUAUUUGUAGUAAAAGGGGGUUGGGUGGCCGAAUGGUUAGCACAUGCAGGCUACAUCAUAAGGUCUGUCAUUGAGUCAACUGGCUUGGUUUCGAUUCCCUGGUUGUACGUGACAAGGAGUAGGGUCGCCUGUCCAACCUCGUGGGUUUUCUCCGGCUCCUCCGGUUUUCUCCCACUGCUAAAGACCCCUACGUGUAAGUGACUUAUGGAAAUAGAAUUGAACCAUAUGUUAGUCCCAAAAUGACUUAGUUUGUGUCAAGUGGACAUUAAACCCCAUUUCUAUCUGUAGUAAUCGAAAUUGUAUUAUCGCAAGGUACAAAUAGUUCGAUACAAAUUCACUACUUAUGUAUCCAUAAAAUUGUACAAAUAUAAGCCAAUAAAUAAGAAAAUUGUGUCCAUGUCAUUGAUAAUCUCAGACAAUUGAUAUACAGGUACAUGACAUGUAGCAACAGAUUGAAGUGCAGAGUUGUCAAACUUAACACCCCAUAAAACAAUAAAGAUUAAAUAAUCAAGGUUGAAUAAUUAGAUGACAGAUGUAGACUAAUCAUGUCAUUGAUAACAUAACCCUUUUUACUUGGUACAUGUACCUGUAAAUAUAUUCUACACUUUGUAUCUCUCGACAGCCCCAAUCCAUUAGAAACUACUGCUCCUUAAUCUCAACCUGUCCGAAUCAUGUGAAUAUCUCUCUGUAUUGUAGGACCAUAUACAUGUAUAUAGUUACAGCAGUUUUAGACAUCUAAGGAACAUUAGUUUCUAAAGGCCAAGGGGUUAACAAUGAUUUCAUAACUGGUAAAUGGUAUUUUUAAUGCUAAAAUGACUUGAAGACACAUGUGAAUGAUUUUUAUGAUUACAUUGUACAUAUCUUAUAUAAUGACAUUGUUUUGUAAAAUUUUGUUUUGUUUUGUUUAAUUUUGUUCUGUUUAGUUUCUUCUUUGUUGUUGCUGUUUUCCCUGUGUUAACCGUGAGAUAUAGGGUUAAUUAUAUUGUUAAGCAUAGCUAGAGGGGAGGGGUGGGGUAUUUGAGCCACAUUGUGAAUUGUGCCAGUUUCUUUGGUUGCCCAUUUUAUGUCCUCUCCCUUAUAUGGGCUGUCACUAGGAAAUUUUUUGUAUUGUGGUAUGUGUAAGUACAUGUACAUGUACAUUGUACAUGUAUAUCACCACAAUUUCUUUGAUUUAUAAUUAUUUUCUUGUGUUGCGAAAAUGUAAUUUGUUUGUGUGUUAUUGUACAUAAAAUAUAAAUGGUUUAAUUUGUUUUUGUAAAAUAAUAUUUAGUGUAAAAAAACUUCAUGGAAAUUGACUUAACAACUAGACGUUGACUGGCAAAAAAUGGUACCAACAAUUUAAUUAAAAUUUUGAUUAUAAUUUAUUUUUUCUUUCUUUCUAUAUGGUUGACUAGGUAACAUUGAACAAUAACAAUUUUUAACAAUAACAAUAGGCGUUUUUGUGAACCGAUUAGAUUAGACCGAUUAGCUAUUAUACGCAUUUGUGAACCAAGUUGAUUAUGCCAAUCGUUACAUUUGUGAGACGAUUUAACUCAACUGAUUAGGCAAAUCGACCUAAUCGUCCCAGGAGGUGUUUAGGCGAUUAGAUUUGACUUUUUCAAAAUGGCGGAAUGUUCGACGUCGUAAGUAAUUUUUAAUGCUUAUUGUUGUUUUUCUCCAUAAAAAAUGUUUUUUUUAAAACGCAUUUGACGUGUUUAAUGUUAACUUUAUAGUCCACAAGAAUGUUAGAUCACCUCUAAGCAAUUUUAUUCAUUUACAGUUAUUUCAAUAUAUUCCUCGAUCCUAGGUUUUCUCAGUAAACUUUUUACAUGUUUUGUCACUUCAGUUUUCAAAAAAAUACUUGAACUUGUUGGACAUAGGAGAUUGUUUCUAACGGCAACCAUUUUUCCUUUUUUGCGUAGAUAACCUUCAUUUGUCUUUAACAAGUCAUCAAUAAUUAGCAAUUUUUUUUUCUGAUCGGUGUCCGUGAUGGCAGCCAUCUUACCAAAUCGUAAUUAUCAAAUUUCACAUUUGUGGACCAUACCUAAUCAAAUCGAAAUCAUACCAAAUCGUACUAGCAAAUCAAAACCUAAUCUAAUCGACUCACAAAAACGCCAAAUGUUUUAUUUAAUUUUGAGAAUGUAUUAUGUAAGAUUUUGAUAAAGAGCAGUCUGUUGUUGCUUUAAUAGUUUAAAAAUAGAUAACGAAAAUGUAUACCGGGUAUAAUAAAAAUUUCAGUCUAAAUACUGAAUGUUUGAAGUUAUGACAAGGAAUAGCCGAAAUAGUCUUGAUUAUCAAGUACUAUUUCUAAGAUAAUAAAUGAAGUCAGCCUCUCUGAGUGACAUCCAUAUUAAUAUUUAUGGUGAACAUUGUUUAAUCCAUACAAUAUCUUGGCUAUCCAAUGGUCUAAAGAGUUGAUUGUGGGCUUGUCAUGUGAUUAAAUGUCUAAAUACUAUUUAUUAUCACAUUUGAAGUCAGAAAAAGGCUUGCAAUAGGCAGAUUUAUCUCUUACAUAAUGCAUCUUUAAAGAAAGAUUUGAGUUUCAUUUUCCACUGCCACAUGACCACACAUGACCACAAAUAUCACUACUGAUAAUUUGAUUGAUCAGUUAGUUCACAUAAUCUGAAGCAUGUAGGUCAGAUGUCAAAUCAAACACCUCCACAUUGUUAUGGAUAUAUAUACAUAACCUCUGAACUUGCCACACAUAAUUAAGGAUUUGACCUUUCAGCUCAACGCUUCUUAUCCAUAUAGCACUUGAUACAUGUGAAUAUUGACUACCCCCAAUUCCCUAUAGAAAAAUACAGGAAAAUGAUAGAUUUCAUACCGGUAUAUCCCUUACAAAUUCUUUUUUCUUUGAGUACCUUAAAACAUUUACUUCAAAUCUGCCAUCUCCGAAUUUCGAAAAUUACGUCAUUAACUUUCAUAUUAGUACGAUUUUCAUGAAAUUUGGAAUAUAAGUAGAUCUCAUUCAUUCAACUUCAACAAUAUCAUUAGAAAAUAGUCUGUUCCUUAGCUCGUCUGAGGUAUGUGGCAGCUCUCCAUAUUAUAGGACCGUAUACAUACAUGUUCUUGUGUAUGCCACAGCUGUUCUUGUGAGGCAGUCUAAGUAAUCUAAUACAAAAGGCAGUUUCAGGUGGUCCAAAUGCCUCACGGUAAAUGACAUAUGCGCUCAUUGGCCACAUGUAGGUUGGGAUGGUUAUGAGUGACAACUUAUCAUCAGCAGCUGGUUCAGCAACAAAUAUUCAUAUACAUACCCCAUCUCAUUCCAGCCAAUAUACUGUUAUUAGAUCCUGUUGAAUUUGUUUGUUGCAUUUUGUCAUGCUCUAAUGUUCGAAUAUGUACAUGUAAAUUCAAAUAUUUUUUUCUGUAUUAUUAUUCAGUGUCAAGCCAAUUGCAGUUUUAUCAGUUUUUUUGUCUCCUAGGGGAAUUAUUAAUUAAUUAAAUCAACCAAUUCUUAAAAAUAAAUAAACAGAUAAAGAAUUAUAUUGAAAUUUGACAAUGCACCAAAAGUUGAUCUUUCAAAUAGAAUCAAAUACAACGUAUUUCAAAAGCAUAUUUGAAUAAUGGAUUAAAAUAUGUGAAUAGUAAAAUGACACAGUUUUUCUUCAAUUUUUCUCUGUUGUUAGCUGAAAUGUUUGUUAGGCUUCUCUAAUAUACCUGGUCAUCACAAGGAAAAUAAUUGGGUGGUGUUAAAUGAGAUUUCUUGUGAAACACAUAUAUUAAUGACAUUGCUAUUAAAGAUUACAAUUGUUAUUAUCAUUUACAAUUAUUGAUAUAGUGAUUACAAUGAUUGUUAUCAAUUACAAUAAUUGCUAAUAAUUAUUGUUAUUUUUUAAUGAUUGUUAUUAGUGACACAAUAAUGGUUAUUGGUCAUCAUUUUUAUUGAUUACCGUACAUUUAUUAACAAUUAA